Messenger RNA from Neurospora tetraspora, 1455 nucleotides. Its product is annotated as Gar1/Naf1 RNA binding region-domain-containing protein. The transcript has 4 exons. Gene Ontology annotation, molecular function: box H/ACA snoRNA binding. Gene Ontology annotation, biological process: ribosome biogenesis; snoRNA guided rRNA pseudouridine synthesis. Gene Ontology annotation, cellular component: box H/ACA snoRNP complex. The record is from RefSeq and is a predicted model, not a curated record. The coding region runs from base 1 to 1455 and encodes 484 amino acids. Lineage: Eukaryota; Fungi; Ascomycota; Sordariomycetes; Sordariales; Sordariaceae.
AUGCUGUCCAGAAACACACAAGACAUGGUCUUGUUGACCAUCGCCUACUUCCUCGCAUCCAUCACUUCUGUGUUCGCUGAGUGUACCCGGGAGGGUCUGCUAGCAGCAGCCAACAGCUAUGUAUCCGCCUUCUCCGCCGGCAAACUCGACGGCCUCAAACUUGACUCGAGCAACUUCACCUACCAGGAGAACAACAAGGCAGCCGACAUCAAGCGCGGCGUUCUCAGCCAGUCGCACAACAUCAGCCUCAACCGAUCAACCGCCGACACCGUUGCCUGCGCCAGCUACACCAUGAUCAUCUCACUGGGGAGUGGUUCCAACUCCAAGCCGUACGUCACGGCAACGCAGAUCCGUCAUCCAGCCGACGGCGACACCUCAGUCAUCUCCUCCAUCGACACCAUCGCCGCCACCGCGGGUUCCCUUUUCUUCAACGCCCAAAAGACGCUCGGGUACAUCCAAAAGGAGAAUUGGGGCGUCAUCGAUACGGCGGCGAAUCGGCCAAGUCGAGAGCUGCUGAGAAAGGUGGGCGAUGCUUAUCUCGACAUGUGGACGGAUGCGAAGGCGGCUGAUAGUAUCCCGUGGGGUACCGACUGUGAGCGCGUCGAAGGAUCGCAGUAUACCAGACCGUGUGGUGGUCAGUUACCGAGAGGAGGCAGUUCGAAGCGCAACGGGAAUCGUCGAUAUGUCAUUGAUGAAGUCAUGGGGUCGGUUGAUGUGCUGUGCUCGUUUGAUGCGCUGGGGAAUAUGCCGGAUAGUCAUGAGAUUCGGGUUGAGGGUGGUAAGGUCAAAGGUCGUGGAGGUGGUGGUGACCGCGGUGGUCGUGGCGGCUUCAGAGGCGGCCGUGGUGGUUUCGGUCAGCGCGACGAUGGUCCCCCCGCCCAGGUUCUCGAGCUCGGCACCUUCGAGCACGCCGUCGAGGGCGAGAUGUUCUACAAGUCCACCAACCCCAAGAUCCCCCAUUUCAACGCUCAGGUCUUCCUCGAGAACAAGACUCCCAUCGGAAAGAUCGAUGAGGUCCUCGGUCCUCUCAACCAGGUUUACUUCACUGUUAAGCCCCAAACCGGCAUCGUCGCUACUUCCUUCAAGCCCGGCGAUAAGGUCUUCGUCGGUUCCGAGAAGCUCCUUCCUCUCGAGCGUUUCCUUCCCAAGCCCAAGGUUCUCGGCGCCCCCAAGGUGAAGAAGGCUGGCCGUGGUGGUGCUGGUGGUGGUCGUGGCGGUCCCAGAGGCGGUGCCCGCGGCGGUGGCCGUGGCGGCUUCUCCUCUCGCGGCGGCGGCGGCGGCUUCUCCCGCGGUGGUGGUGGUGGCUUCUCCCGCGGCGGCGGUGGUGGUUUCAGCAGAGGCGGCGGUCGCGGUGGCAGCGGCGGCUUCUCGAGGGGUGGUGGUGGCGGUGGCUUCUCCCGCGGCGGUGGCGGCGGUUUCUCCCGUGGUGGAGGCCGCGGCCGUGGUGGCUACUAA